Messenger RNA from Tetrahymena thermophila SB210, 963 nucleotides. Its product is annotated as phytanoyl-CoA dioxygenase PhyH. The transcript has 2 exons. Lineage: Eukaryota; Ciliophora; Oligohymenophorea; Hymenostomatida; Tetrahymenidae. The record is from RefSeq and is a predicted model, not a curated record.
AUGUUGAAAAUCGCAAAAUCCUUUAGAUUAGCAUCUUUUUCUUUAUUUGGCAAGUAGAAGAUGUUCAUAGCUACCAGCUCAUUUGACAAGGUAUUCACUGAGAGACACGUUAAAGAAUAUUUUGAGAAUGGUGCCACCUUAGUAGAAAAUGUCUUAACUGAGCAAGAAGUUGAUUAAAUGAUUGCUGAAACUGAAAGACUCGUCAAGCAAAAUGAUAUUUUCAAGAAAAUCGUUUACUUUAAGAGUGGUGAAGACUCAAGAGGGUUAGACUUUAUUGAAACUGGAGACAAAAUCCACUUUUUCUUUGAAGAAAAUGUAUUCGACAAGAAUGGUAAUCUCACUGUACCAAAGGAGCAUGCCUUAAAUAAAAUUGGUCAUGCUAUGCACGAUCUCGAUCCUUUCUACUAAAAGUUCUCUUAUUAACCUCUUUAUAAGUACAUUUUACAAUAGAUUAAAUACCAAGCUCCUUCCUUGGUUUAAAGCAUGUACAUCUACAAAAAUCCUAAAGUUGGAGCUCAAGUUUGUCCUCAUACUGAUAACACCUACUUGAUCACUGAACCCAAGUUAAGCUGUGUAGGAUUUUGGUUUGCUUUGCACGAUGCUACUAAAGAAAACGGAUGCAUGUGGGGAGUCAGCGGAAGCCAAAAAGAAUCUACUAAGAGAUUUAUGUACAGAAACGCUGCUGGAGAUGAUGUUUUAUAUGAAGGUGAAGAAAAGAAAUAUGAAUUAGAAAAGGCUGUUCCCUUAGAAGUUAAAAGAGGCUCUAUGCUCGUAUUCAAUGGAGACUACGUUCAUUAUAGCGAACACAAUAAAUCAAAGUACCCAAGACAUGCUCUCACUCUUCACUUUGUUGAAACUGCUAACAAUAUUAAAUGGCACUCCAGAAACUGGUUGCAAAGAAACCCUAAUCUCCCUUUCUUAGACUACAAUAAGCAAGUUGAAUAACUUAAUGGAAAGAUUUGA